Sciurus carolinensis (gray squirrel) is the source of this 372-nucleotide messenger RNA. Its product is annotated as replication protein A 14 kDa subunit-like. Gene Ontology annotation, biological process: double-strand break repair via homologous recombination; DNA replication; base-excision repair. Gene Ontology annotation, molecular function: damaged DNA binding; single-stranded DNA binding. Bases 1 to 372 code for a protein of 123 amino acids. The record is from RefSeq and is a predicted model, not a curated record. NCBI's taxonomy places the organism in Eukaryota, Metazoa, Chordata, Mammalia, Rodentia, Sciuridae. Gene Ontology annotation, cellular component: DNA replication factor A complex; site of double-strand break; nucleus. The transcript has a single exon.
AUGGUUGACUGGAUGGAAUGUCCCAUGGACUCCGUCAAUGCCAAAGUGCCAGCUCAGUUCACCCAGAGGCCUGCCUGCUUUGUAGGAAGGCUGGAAAAGACUCAUCACCCUGGAAAUAUGUUUAUUCAUUCAGAUGGAGAAGGAAAAAAUGGAACCAUUGUGCUGAUGGAGUCACUUGAUGAAGAAAUUUCUGGAACAGUGGAAGUAAUUGGCAGGGUAACAGCAAAAGCAAGCAUCAUGUAUGCAUCUUACAUCCAAUUUGAACAAAAUAAUUAUCCUUUUGAUCUUGGACUUUAUAAUGAAGCUGGGAAAAUUACCCAUGAGUUUCCUCAGUAUUUUCCUUUAGUGGUUGCACAUCAUGAUCGAUCGUAA